CCAAUUUGGUACAUUAAUAUCAUACAUACACCAUGAGAUAGCAUAUGAAUAUAGUCAAGCAUAGUAAAUGCGUGUUAUUAAAAAAACGUUACUUCAUUUUCAAUCAAUGUUCUACUGGCCCUUAUCGCUUGAUAUUUUAUUCCAUUUCAUUUUUGUGGCUGCUAAUUUGUUCCAUUCAAUAUCAUUAAAGUUGAAAAGUCAAGUUAUUGAUAUAAAAUGAGAACCUAUUUUCCAUGAUUGAAAAAUGAAAACGAUUAUUGCUAAUCCACUUUAUAGAAAGUGACUGUCUUGGUGAUCUUAAGAAAACAUGAUCAUAUUGUCCUGUUUCAAAAGAUACGAUGACAUGGAAGUCCAUUGGUUAGAUUAAUAGUACAUUAAUGUUUCUCACCAUAAAGUUUUGGUUUUAAUCUUCAGAAAAUGCAGAAUUAUGCAAAUUAAUGGAGAAAAAAAUUUACAAAAUAUAUGUAGUAUGAUGCAAGAAAUACUGUCAAACGUGAAUCUCAUAUGACUGUUUAUUGAUAUAAAAUGAGAACCUAUUUUCCAUUAUUGAAAACGAUUAUUGCUAAUCCACUUUAUAGAAAGUGACUGUCUUGGUGAUCUUAAGAAAACAUGAUCAUAUUGUCCUGUUUCAAAAGAUACGAUAGUUCAUUGGUUUGAUUAAGGGUACAUUAAUGUUUUUCACAAUAAAGUUUUGGUUUUAAUCUUCAGAAAAUGCAGAAUUAUGCAAAUUAAUGGAGAAAAAUGUUUACAAAAGAUAUGUAGCAUGGCACAAGAAGUAUUGUCAAGCGUGAAUCCCAUAUGACGGUUUAGUUGAUGCAGUAAGUCAGACGUAAAUCCUCAUAAAACAAGUAGAAUUGUCGGUGGUAGAAUCUUCUAUAAUAUUUCUCAUAGUCUGUAAUAACAUAAUAUCCAAAGUUAAAAAAAAGAUAUGAUGUUGUGUUUAAAAGCAUAAAUAUUAGACAUAUUAUUUUGAGCAACCAAAACAUAUAUUUAAAAAAAUAUUAUUAAAUAUAUAAAUUUCAAACAAAUUACCACAUAUAAAAAUUGGCAAUUCUCUCAAAUAAUUCUUUUUAAGUUUUUGUCAUCAAAAUAACCCUUAAAAAAGAAAAAUAAUCAAAAUAGUUUCUUUUUAUUUUGAAAAUUUUAAUCUAUAUUUUUUAUUUAAAAAAAAAUUGAAAUCCCACCUUCAAAAUCUUACCUUUUAACUCUAAACCACAAGUCUAAAUUAUUAACCCUAUAAUAUACGUAUAUAUUUACUUUUUAAUAUAAAAAAAUGGUCAUUUUACAACUUAAAAGAUAUUUUUAUGAAAAUAAACAAAAAAGAACUAUCCAAUGGAAUUUUUCUAUAGAAAUUUGUAGAAUACAGUUAUACAGUUUCCAAUAAAUUAAAUUUCUACAACAUUUAUAUUUUAAAAAGUAAAUAUCUUAUGAAUAAGUACACUUUAAAACAUAGAUAAUAACUUCAUUAAAAAAACAUAGAUAAUAAUUGUUCAGCUGUUAAUUUCAGAACUUAUUUUCUGAAGUUGUUUCUGCCGACAAUUUUAGGACCAAAACCAAACGAGAAUAAUAAAUUAGAAAGCUGCAACUAAACCUUACACUAACUCUAAGGAGUAUACAGACAAUGACAUAGCACUCUUAUUAGAAAGUUAUACAAAUAGAGUGGGCCAAACUAAAAUUCCCACACGCCGCUUAAUUAUUUCCCACGUGAACGAUGAAAAUUAGAGGCUGCUCUCUUCUCUACGCAACACAACUCAUGCACUUGCGUUAUUAUAUAAACAGGUAACUCACUCACGAAAAAUAUAUCAAACAAACCCCAAAGUUCCUAACAAAAUAAUUAAAAUAAAAACCUUGUUCCUAUAUAUAUAUAAGACAAAGACAAUGGCGAGCUCAAGCAUCAUCAAGACCAUUCCAAUAAUGGCCAACCCAAAUUUCAACGUUUGUCACAAGCUCGAGCUCCUCAAGGAAGAAGGCAGAAGCGGAGAGCCGAAGCGCCAAGAAGGAGAAGAAGAAGUGCUAAGCUACGAGUUCCAAGAGAUGUUGGAGUCUCUUCCCAAGGAGAGAGGUUGGAGAACUCGUUACCUUUACCUGUUCCAAGGGUUUUGGUGCCAAUCCAAGGAGAUUCAAGCUAUCUUGUCCUUCCAGAAACAUUUCAAGUCCCUUCAAAACGAUGUCGUUCUGGCCACCAUACCAAAAUCCGGUACGACUUGGUUAAAAGCUUUAACUUAUACUGUACUUAACCGAGAUCGGUUUGAUCCGGUUUCUUCAACCACCGACCACCCACUCCUCACAUCAAACCCUCAUGACCUCGUACCUUUCUUCGAGUACAAGCUUUACGCGAACGGAGAUGUUCCUGAUCUCUCCGGUUUAGCCAGUCCGAGAACAUUCGCAACCCACGUCCCUUUCGGUUCUCUCAAGGACUCCAUCGAGGAACCAGGCGUGAAGGUGGUGUACUUGUGCCGAAACCCGUUCGACACAUUCAUCUCCUCGUGGCAUUACAUCAACAACAUAAAGUCGGAGGCAGUGAGUCCCGUCUCGUUAGAAGAAGGGUUUGACCUGUACUGCCGAGGGGUGAUCGGGUUCGGACCGUUUUGGGAACACAUGUUGGGAUACUGGAAAGAGAGCUUGAGGACACCAGAGAAAGUCUUGUUCUUACGUUACGAAGAUCUGAAACAAGACAUGGAGUCCAACUUGAAGAAGCUUGCAAGUUUCUUAGGCGUUCCUUUCACGGAAGAAGAGGAACAAAAAGGUGUUGUGCAUUCAAUCUCGGAUCUGUGCAGCUUCGAGAAUCUAAAGAAGCUGGAGGUGAACAAGUCAAGCAAAUCGAUCAAGAACUUUGAGAAUAGGCACUUGUUCAGGAAAGGAGAAGUGAGUGAUUGGAUUAACUAUCUGUCGCCACCACAGGCCGAAAGAUUGUCAGCCUUAAUGGAUGACAAGUUAGGUGGUUCUGGUCUUACUUUCAGGUACAACUAAAAUGUGGCCACGUGUUCAUGACGUAUCUACUUUUGUGUCAUUGAUAUGAAGUCAGUACUAAAAACACAACAAAAGUUAAAGGGCAGUUGUUUUGUUGUUACAUAUGGAAGAAUAAAACAACGAAACAACGUCCACUACUUAGUUUGUCGAUUUUUUAAUAUCAAUAAAUAUUAUUGUCCUUGCCAUAAUAUUUUUUUUUUCGUUUUUAUUUCAACUGAGUGGAUGUAUUGAUAAAUAUGUAUAAAUAUAUACAUAUACUUCUAUGUAUGUAUUCUAUAUAUAUAAACUAUGUAUGUACCAGGGGCGAAGCCAGGUUACCCACUAUGGGGGCCUGUGCACCCGCAAUAUUAAUUGAUAAUGUAAUUUUCGUGUAAAGAAACAUAAAAUUUCAGCUAGAACAGAUGGUAAAAUGUUGGUGUGCACCCGUAACAACCAAGGUUCGAUUCUACCUUUUGACAUGUUUCUAUUUUAUUAUAAAGAGUGCACCCAGUCA
Molecule: messenger RNA, 3463 nt
Organism: Brassica rapa (field mustard)
Lineage: Eukaryota; Viridiplantae; Streptophyta; Magnoliopsida; Brassicales; Brassicaceae
Product: cytosolic sulfotransferase 15
Molecular function (GO): sulfotransferase activity
Source: RefSeq, a predicted model, not a curated record